AUCUUUGAAUGGUAAAACAGGAAUGUUUAGAUUUAAGACAACUUUCUAAUAACAAGGGAUCCUAUAAGUCUAAUUUAGAGUUUAAAUCUUGAAUUAACACUAAAAUAUUAAGUUGAUGUAAGGAAUGCACUGUCUAAGAUUGUCUAAAUAUUUGUUGCAAUGUUCUGGUCUGGGAUAUGAUUCUGCGCUUGAUGACUACAAAAUUGUGUUGAUUUCAGAGUUUUCUGACUCCAGAAGGGAUCAUGUUUCUUUUCAAGUUUGGGUUUUUGGUUUGAAGUCAAAUUCUUGGCAAAAGAAUCAAGAUGCUCCACUGGUAACGGAUGAUCGUAUCUCAUUUGAGGGUGUAUUUACAAAUGGUGCUCUGCAUUGGGAAUGUGAUGGUUAUAUACUUGGUUUUGAUCUUGCAAAUGAGGUAUUCUUCAAACUACCAGGUAACCUUUAUACUUCUAGAAUAACUGCUAAGGGUAGAGCUGUUGAGUUUUACAUUUUUGUGAGUGAUAAUGGUGGACAAGGAGCUGGAGGUAGUUGGAAGAAAGCAUUUGCACUAGAGGCAGAGGAGAUUAUUGGGAAUGCUGAGGUUUGCUUUCCUUGGCCUCUGGCAUGUUCAAAGGGGAGAGAUAGCAUUUUGCUUUAUAAAAGCGAUGGACUUAUUUGGUAUGACCUUGAAAAUGAAGCAAGACAAAGGGUGGAGAUUGGUGGCAUGCCUUGGGUCCAGGGUCGGAUGUACAGGUACCAUGCUUGUUGCGCAAGUCUUGUUUCUCUUGGCGAUGGCAGUGCAUUUGAUGGGGCAGCUCUGGAGGAAAUCCUAAUAGUUGGGCCCAAAAAAAAAGGGAAAUGCUAAUUGGUGAAGUUAGUGGAAUAAUCUAAAGCAGACUUCUUUAUCAGGGUUCAAGUUUUCAGACUAGUAGCUGUUGCCAUACAUAAACUAGUAGUAAAAUGGACAUGUUUCUGGUUACAAAGAAUGAUAAUUAAUAUUUCAAUGGUAUUCCAUGUCAAUCCCAGUUUUGUUUUGCCCUUUUCCUUGUAAAUCCUAGUCUGUAGGCUUUCAAGUGGGAUUUUGCAACGUUUGAAAUGGAGUGUGGGAAAUUCAAACUAGAAGCCUUGGUUUUCAAGAAUUUCUAGUUGAUGUAAUUAAUCCUUUUUAUAAUUUAGACAUGAAGUUGCAGCUUCAUCUUCCAUGAGUAUUUGUUUCUUAUCUAUGUGUUCAUGUGAUACUCUGCUUUAAAUUGGCAUGUUUGAAAAAUUUGGCAAUGCAUGUUGUAUAUGCACAUCAAAUGCUUAGGAAAUCUUGCAUCUUUUAAUGUAGUCCAAUUAUCUAAGUCUUGUUUGGUCCUAGAUUCCGCCUACAUAAGUGAGUCCCUCAUUUACUUGAUAAAUAUGGCUGCUUUAGUGUCUGUCGUGUCAUUCAGUUACUUGAAUGAUGCAUCAUUUGUUAAAUUUGUCAUACAUCUUGGUCCCAAGAACAAUGAAAUGGGGUUUCCCCA
Messenger RNA from Rubroshorea leprosula, 1484 nucleotides. The record is from the annotation of a GenBank genome assembly. Lineage: Eukaryota; Viridiplantae; Streptophyta; Magnoliopsida; Malvales; Dipterocarpaceae.